GUUCAGCAACCUAAUUUGAAGUUUGAAUUUACAGACUGGAAUGCACCAUCAUCGUCCACACUAGUUUCGAUCAUUGAAACAUCACUAAGGCGAACUUAUCAAAAAAGUGAUGACGGAGUAAGGCCGUUGAUUGAAAAUCUUACAGAUCUUUGGACACAUUUUCUUGAUUCUGUGUCAUCCAGCAUAAGCGACUUCAUUGGGCUUAAACAUUUGGGAAUUAUUCUGAAGCAUCUGGCAGUGUCGGAGACAAAAAGCGUGAAAAGGAUGUAUGCUUCCAACUAUAAAGUUGGAGAACCAAAUCUCAUCGUCUGCCCUGCAGGCGAAAUCCUCAAGGUGACGUUAUCCAUUUACAUGCACGACAGGAACCAGCCUCUUCCGUUGUCAGACGAAGUUCUCGUGUGCCACACAGACACGACAAUUGAUGAGAUUGAAAUAUUCUGGCGUCGGGCAGUUUUUGCUGAUGGGAGAAAGAUUCAUUGUCUCGUAAAUGCCGAUAUUCUAAAUUACGACGUUGGCGAGGCCACGGAAAGGAUUUUGCACGACUUAAUUUUGGAAACAUACCAUAAAACCGAUCUGAAAUAUCGUAUGUUCAUCAUCUGUGGAUCGGACAAUGAAUAUCGGUGUCCGUUGGUGGCCUCAUUAGGCAAGUUUAUUCGACAAGUUCAGACAGUCCACCAAGAUGCGGUGAAGAAAUAUGUGGAAGAUAAAUUAGUGGUGCCCGUGAACAGGAUUCACUCUGUAUCGUGUGUCGACUUCAAACGAUGUUCUGCACGCCUUGUCUUGUCAACACGAGCCGGUGUUGGAAAAUCCUUAUAUGUACAGCGGCAGACUCAAGCCAUGAAACAAAAAUUCGCCAGAUCGAAAGUAGUUGACACAAACGUUGUAAAAAUACCUUUACAAGAGAAGUACAUCAACAUGCAUGAAGUUAUACAAGCAUUUCUUAAACACACGCCGACAUCAGGGAAUCAGAGCGCACGCCUGUUUCACAUAGACAUUUCGCACGAGCUCACUAUAAACGAUUUCUGUGUAGAAUGA
This is a messenger RNA of Dreissena polymorpha, 1035 nucleotides long. Its product is annotated as E3 ubiquitin-protein ligase RNF213-like. Lineage: Eukaryota; Metazoa; Mollusca; Bivalvia; Myida; Dreissenidae. The coding region runs from base 265 to 1035 and encodes 256 amino acids. The transcript has 8 exons. The record is from RefSeq and is a predicted model, not a curated record. Gene Ontology annotation, molecular function: ATP hydrolysis activity; ubiquitin-protein transferase activity.